GUAAGAUCGAGGCUCUCAGUAUCUCCAUCACUUCUUCAAUAAGUCUUGAUAUUGAUGAUCCCAUCGGUGUUUCUUUCGUUUGCUCGUAGAUUUUUUGUUGUAUUGGAAGUUUAUUGUUAAGCAUAAAUCGAUGACUUGUAGUAAACUUUGACUUUGAAGCUUCAUGUACUUUAAGAGGUUUCUGUCGUUGGUGAGAAGCAGGGAUAGGGUUUCCUUUGCUAAGCUUAUUUCAAUUGAGGUGAAUAAGGCUGUCACAUCAAAGAAUGUCAUCAGUUCAUCAUUGUUAAUUUGAAUGUCCUUAAUGUGAUCCAGGAAGUGUAUAGGGGAUUUGAUGGAGUGAUUGAAUGUUCCAAUAUUAAUUAAAUUCCUCUCGAUAAAUUGAAUGUUAGAGUUCCAAGGAGUGAUACAGUUGAAUGUAAUGGGAUAUUUGGUUUGUGUACUCUCGGCCUUCUGUAGAAUGGGGGGUGCACUGGUUCAUUGGAUUUCAUUCUCCAUUGAUCUUGCUUUGAUAUUUAUCCUACUUUGACAAGCUUGUUUAAAGUCUUCGAAAUUUGGUUCCUUAACCUGUUGACCGGAUUUUUGUCUAUUGGUUUCUAUGCACUUUUAUCCUCAAGUAGUUCCUCGGCUUUCCUGAUAUAUUCUUCCUUGUCCAUAAUCACCGUAGUGCGUCCUUUGCCCACUGGAACUAUGACAAUAUCUUCUCUAGUUCUCAGUUUCUUUAAAGCUUUUUGUUCUUGUGUAAUCAGUUGGGUCUUGUCUUUCUUCUAUCGAGUUAGCAGUACUAUGGUGUGCCUUAUUUACUGUUGGUUUAUUUCACUUAUUCUAGCAGUUUUGACUGAUGACUCUAGUGCGGCGAAGAAUUUGAGGUGUCACUUGUACUGUAGUUUAGCCUUUUUCGGAGUACGUGUUCCUCUAUGUCAGAGGUUCCUUUUGCAGGCUGACCACUCAGUGGUUUGUGCUUUUUCCAUGAGUGGUUAUGAAAUCUUGAUUUGUUUUUUUUUUUUUGAGGGCUUUUCUUCUUUGUUCCCUGUGUUGUCUGAUAACUCGAUCGCUGUUGUCAAGAUUACCAAAUAUUCUGAUGUGAAUAUCCCCUCUACCCUCUUUCGGUCAUCCAUGAGUGUUGGUAUUUCUGAAUCCUGUAGUAUGCAUCAGUUAUCAUUAGGCGUACCAUUUUUAUUUCACUUUUUUCAUCUAUUCUCCAUUCCAUUGGGCAGUUGGUUGGAGGUCUGUAUCUUACACUUGUUAACAGAACACGCUGACGGAAAUACUCGUGGAGUAAAUAGAGUUGUUCGCCAAUGGAAGCCUGUCUUUUGUCAAACUUCUCCCAUAUCUAAACAAUGCAAAGCGUGUUAUGUUCAUAUGAUUUUGAGAUGAUGGAG
Messenger RNA from Schistosoma mattheei, 1379 nucleotides. The record is from the annotation of a GenBank genome assembly. NCBI's taxonomy places the organism in Eukaryota, Metazoa, Platyhelminthes, Trematoda, Strigeidida, Schistosomatidae.